Messenger RNA from Rotaria socialis, 585 nucleotides. Lineage: Eukaryota; Metazoa; Rotifera; Eurotatoria; Philodinida; Philodinidae. The record is from the annotation of a GenBank genome assembly.
AUGGUCGCUGGAUUUGAAACCACAUCAACUGUGUUGGCCUGGUUCAUUCAUGCUAUGAGCGAGUAUCCAGACGUACAACACAAGAUGAAAGAAGAAUUGAUGAGUGUCAGUGUUAAUCAGAAUUUGACACUAAAUCAGCUUGAUUCUUUAGUGUAUUUGGAUUGUGUUAUCAACGAAAUUCUGCGCUUUCAUACAAUUACUUCUGGAACUGUUCGUACAUUAACGGUUGAGGACCGCCUUCCAAAAAGUAACUUCCAAUUAAGCAAGGGGGAUUCAGUGUUGAUGCCAUUUUACAAUUUGGCGCACGAUACUCAACAUUGGUCAAUAGAUACUGAGAGCUUUGCUCCAGAAAGAUUUUUAAACGAAGACAAAAAUCAUCAUCUAUACACAUUGCUUCCAUUCGGUGUUGGACAUCGCCAAUGCAUUGGACAAGCUUUAGCACGGUUUGAACUUAAAGCGAUUAUUGCCAGAAUGCUACAACGAGUAACAUUUGGAGAUGGUGGACCGAAAAUUAAUUCAGGUGGACAUUUUACAGGACUCACCAUACAACCAAAACAUGUUGGUGUUACUACCGGAUUUUCUUAA